UUCUUUCUCUGCUGCUCGUACUGUCUCCUUUAUCUGGUCCUUGUGGUGAGUAACAGAUCUUAGCAUUUUUGUUCUUCUAUUCACUUUGUUGCACUUAUUUCUCCUUACUGCUGCUUCAUUAUGUCCUUUGCUGAUUUAGAUAUUGAGGCCCAGCACAAACCCUUGGGAAACAACUCUACUAUUUUAAGCAAACAAAUCAUAUUCAAUAGCAAGAAAUCCAAUGCUGCUAAUCCACAGACCUCAAUUGAUCCGGCUACCCAAAACACCAACGCUAAUGUUGAUAGCAAUGCUUUUUUAAUCAAUAACAAUUCAAACAUCAUUUCAAGAGUGUCAAAUUUAUUAAACGAGUUCGCCAAUAAUAUUACUCAUCUAGAAAGAUUGAAUAACCAAUUGGGCACAAAGAGAGACAAUAUCAAUCUUAGAAACUUAAUUGAAACUUACUUGAAAAGCUCUGAGGAAAAUCUAAAUAAUUGUAAAAAGCUACUAUUUGAUUUGCAAAUUAUCAAUAAUAACAACAAUAACAAUAAAACUGCUUCAAAUAGCACAAACUCUCAGCUACUAAUAAUAUCAAAAUUGCAAAAGGAAUUAACGCAUUUAAAUCAAGACUUUAACAAAAUCAAAAGAAAUUAUAAUGAAAGAAAAAAUUCAGUAAUAUUAAACGAAAUUGUAAAUGAAAACUCAAAAUCAAAAUCAAGAUCUUUACAAAAUAAUCUUCUAAUACAAAACCAAAAUGACCUUGAAUCAAUUAAAACUUCAAACACUGAAUCAACUCCUUUAUUACAAGAACAGCAACAACAACAACAACAAUUGAAACAACAAUACGAUCAAGAUGUUUCCCAAUAUGAAUUAGAUUAUCACUCUUUAUUAGUCCAACAAAGAAACGAUGAACUAUCAACUAUUCAUAACGGUGUACAGGAAAUCAAUGCUAUCUUUAAAGAUUUAUCUUCUCUAGUACAAGAACAAGGUUUAAAAAUUGAUACUGUUGAAAAUAACAUUAUAAAUUACUCUGAUAAUACUCAAAAUGCUUCAAACGAAUUAACUAAAGCUGAUAAUUAUCAAAAGAAAAAGAAAAAAUUCAGUUGUAUAGUAUUAUUAGUAUUAUCAAUCAUUUUGUUCUUGUUUGUUCUAGCAGUUGUAUCUUAACUUCUCAAUUUCUCAACUUACUUUUUCUUCAAUUCUAAAAUUCCACAAUCUUACUAUUUACUUACCACUUUAUAAUCCCAAUUUUUAAUUUAAUCUAUUUACCAUUUUUUUUUUCUGGUUUCAUUUUUUAGCUACAAUCUAUUGCCUACUCUCUUUUUUUAAUUACACCCCAAUUAU
Messenger RNA from Ascoidea rubescens DSM 1968, 1320 nucleotides. RefSeq names its product SNAP receptor VAM3 (gene VAM3). NCBI's taxonomy places the organism in Eukaryota, Fungi, Ascomycota, Saccharomycetes, Ascoideales, Ascoideaceae. The record is from RefSeq and is a predicted model, not a curated record. The coding region runs from base 121 to 1143 and encodes 340 amino acids. The transcript has a single exon. Gene Ontology annotation, molecular function: SNARE binding; SNAP receptor activity. Gene Ontology annotation, cellular component: membrane; endomembrane system; SNARE complex. Gene Ontology annotation, biological process: Golgi to vacuole transport; vesicle fusion; intracellular protein transport.